Molecule: messenger RNA, 2305 nt
Organism: Sesamum indicum (sesame)
Lineage: Eukaryota; Viridiplantae; Streptophyta; Magnoliopsida; Lamiales; Pedaliaceae
Source: RefSeq, a predicted model, not a curated record
UCAAGAUUUGCACCCCACAACUCAUAACAUCAGAACCCAAUUCUCAAGAUUUCACUAAAAUUACAUUUUUCUGAUCAUGGCCGUCGAUUCUUGUCUCUCAUCGCCUGUCUGCCCGCCCGUGAAUGAGAAAUUCGCUAAGGCUCUUCAAUUUAUUGAGGAGAUGACCGGAAACACUGACACUGUGCAAGAGAAAGUGUUGGCUGAAAUACUUGCCCGAAAUGCCGACACUGAGUACCUUCAGAGGUUCCAUCUUGGUGGUGCCACCGACCGAGACACGUUCAAGUCCAAGAUUCCGGUGGUGACGUACGAGGAUCUUCAGCCGGAGAUCCAACGUAUAGCAAAUGGCGAUCGCUCUCCAAUUCUUUGCUCUCACCCCAUCUCUGAAUUCCUCACUAGUUCGGGGACAUCAGCUGGUGAAAGAAAGCUCAUGCCAACAAUUCGAGAAGAAAUGGAUCGCCGGCAGCUCUUGUACUCCCUUCUCAUGCCGGUGAUGUCCCUAUAUGUGCCGGGACUGGACAAAGGGAAAGGGCUCUACUUUCUAUUCGUGAAGGCAGAAACCAAGACUCCAGGCGGGCUGGUCGCACGCCCCGUUCUCACUAGCUACUACAAAAGCGACCACUUCAAGACCCGACCCUAUGACCCGUACAACGUUUACACCAGCCCGGAUGAGGCCAUUCUCUGCUCUGAUUCCUUCCAAAGCAUGUAUACCCAAAUGCUCUGCGGCCUCCUCAUGCGAGAAGAGGUCCUCCGCGUCGGAGCUGUUUUUGCCUCGGGUCUUCUCCGCGCCAUCCGGUUCCUCCAGCUCAACUGGCGACAACUCGCGCAUGACAUCUCCACCGGUUCAUUAAACCCUAAGAUCACCGACCCUUCUAUUCAAGAGCGCAUGGCCAAAACUCUUAAACCAAACCCUGAUCUUGCUGAAUUCAUUACCAAAGAGUGUGAGGGCGAGAAUUGGGAGAGAAUAAUCCCCAGAAUAUGGCCCAACACCAUGUACCUGGACGUCAUUGUUACGGGGGCCAUGGCCCAAUAUAUAACUCUUCUUGAUUUCUACAGCGGCGGCCUGCCACAAGCCUCUUGCACCAUGUACGCAUCCUCAGAAUGUUAUUUCGGGCUCAAUUUGAAGCCCAUGACAAAGCCAUCAGAAGUUUCUUACACAAUCAUGCCUAACAUGGGGUACUUCGAGUUCAUCCCCCACGACCCUGCCAACCCGGUGCAGCUUUCCCGGGACGCGCCGCCGCAGCUGGUGGAUUUGGCCGACGUGGAAGUCGGCAAGGAGUACGAACUGGUUGUGACCACCUACUCUGGGCUGUGCCGAUACCGAGUCGGCGACAUCCUCCGUGUUACAGAGUUCCACAACUCAGCCCCCCAGUUCAAAUUCAUAAGGCGGAAGAAUGUCUUGCUCAGCAUCGAUGCCGACAAGACCGACGAGUCUGAGUUGCAGAAGGCCGUCGAAAAUGCCUCAGUUUUGUUGCGUGAGUUCAACACUACAGUAGUGGAGUACACUAGCUACGCCGAUACAAAGACAAUUCCGGGGCAUUACGUUAUAUACUGGGAAUUGCUAGUAAAAGAUCCGGCCCACGCCCCGACCGGUGAGGUUUUAGCCCAAUGUUGUUUCGCCAUGGAAGAGUCGAUGAAUUCAGUGUAUAGACAGAGCCGGGUCGCGGAUAACUCGGUCGGCCCACUCGAAAUUAGGGUUGUAAGAAAUGGAACAUUUGAGGAGCUCAUGGAUUACGCAAUAUCAAGAGGCGCGUCAAUUAACCAGUACAAAGCACCAAGGUGCGUGAGCUUCACGCCCAUCGUGGAGCUUCUGGACGCACGGGUGCUGUCGGCGCAUUUCAGCCCUGCUGCGCCAAAUUGGACACCGGAGCGGCGUGUUUGAUUCAGGUUAAUAGUGACGUGGUUGGAUGAAGGGAAUAUUUGGAGUAAAGGUUUGAUCAGAGAGUCUGAUUAGCUAGCUACAAACAAACAAACAAACAUGCCCUUGGGAUACGCAUAUGCAUGGACCGGAAGAAUCUUUGUUGAAUGUGGACCGUAUGAUCUAAGCUUUAGAAAGUGUCUUGAUUUAACGUUGUUUCUCAUUAGUCGGAUUCGGUCUCGGCCUUUCGCGGUAUGAGAAGUGCCAUUUAAGCUGUCGAAAUCUGAAUCUCAACUAUUGGGAGUAUCUUUGUUUGUACCCCGUGGAUUAAUAUUUGUACAUGGAAUUUACUUUUACCUAGCUGAAGCCGCACGCGGUCCUCGUGCUUAAAGCUUUUGAACGUGAGUUAAAAUAAAGCACAAAUAAAUCUCAAGUCUUUGUAAAUCUUUC